AUGUCAUCAAAUUCAAACCAUCAGUUAGAUGUAAUUAUACCAUCGAAAGAGGAAGCACUAGAAUUAGAUGAUGAAAUAGUUGAAUUAUUAUUAUCAACAAAAGGAGGGAAUAUUACAAAGAUCACACCUGUUAAUAAUCAGCAUGGACGACGUUUUAUUGUUCAAUUUGCACAAACAGAAUCUGUUGAUAAUCUUGUAACUCAAAGCGUUUUAACGUUCGAUGAUGUUAAGAUAAAAAUGAAACGAACAAUAAAACAAAUUGAUAAACAGCGUUUUAUACUAAAAAUAUUGGGUGAUACAAAAAUAGAUCAAAGAAAAAUAGACUUAUACGUGGAAACACUUAUCGGAAAUAAUCCAUAUUCAAUAGAUGAUGUAACAGUAAAUAAUAAAAUAGAACAAAUCCAUUUGAUUAAAUGUGAACAAGAUAUUGAUUUAAUAAAAUUGUUUGAAUCUUACGCAAACAAAUCUAAAUUGCAAAAUAAAGAAGUGAAAUUAGUUCAAAUCUAUGAAACUGAUAUGCUCGACAUAUCGUUUGAAAGAUUGGAAGAACAACAAAUGUUAGACAAACAAUAUAUAAUAGAAUCAUCAAAAGAUAUUGUACCAACCUUAUUUUCAUCCUCAUUAGAUGAAAUAUUUGCAUUUUUCGUAUUUGAUGAUAAAGUAUCGGUUGAAUUUAUCGAUUCACAUGCCUUGAAAAGAUGGAUGGAAACAAAUAAAGUACAAAGUCAAUACAACAUUCGAGUUCAACCAGUUCUACACGCUGUGGAGAAUGAAAUAAAAGAAAUGAACACAAACAAACAAAAACCGAAUAUUAUUCCAAAUGAAUUAACUCCAGUGGAAAAAUCUAUAGUUCAACCUCACACGUGUCGUUCAUCGUCAAAUAUUGAAAAGUCAUUGAUACCAAAAUUACAACCUGAUUAUUCAGAGAUAACAACAGCUUCAUCUAUGAGAAAAGUAGAAAUAACAUUUGAUUCCCAGUUUGAAUUAAUUACAUCUCAUCCGACCUUUCAACUUGAGUACAAAAAGUUUAUAAGAUCAUAUAUGGAAUACAUCGAAAAUGAUAUUGAGAUUCAUGGCUAUUCCGUUACAUGCUUCGUGUCCGAUGAAUUUGUGAUAUUGGCUCCAACAGAUUUGUUGGAUAAUACGAAAACAUUUAUGGAAAAAUUUGUUAUUAAAGAAUUACGUGAGCCAACGCUGGAACAAUUGGAUACACUAUUUAGAAAUAAGUUACCCUGUGCUUACAGACAAUUACCAGAUAAAAAAGGCUAUAUGGUAGCAGCUAAACGAACGAUAAUGGAUCAAUUACUUCAAAUUCGGGCACCACUUAAUCAAUCGAACUUGUCCACAAGUAACAGUAGAGUUGAAUCAUCGUCACUGUCACAUCCACCAUCAGUUCUUCAACCAGAAUUCAUUCCUUAUCCAAUCGAAAGUGCGCAAUAUUGUCAAUUUUUCAAUAAUGAUAUGUUUGAAAAUCGCUUUAAACAAUAUUUACGUGAUACAUACAUGACUAAAACAAAUGUGAAACGAGAGCAUGAUCACUCACCAUUGAAAAUGAAAAUUAUGAUCGAAUUAUAUGGGCGAUACGAUGAUAUUUCUUCGGCACGUACGGCAAUUGAAAAUCUGUUUACAUCACUCCAAACAAAAGUUUACAAUGAACAAAAUGUUGCCGAAUGGAUCAAAGUGGCCGAUUCUGUACAUCUUAUUCAAGAUUAUUUGAACCGAAAAGGUGUUAUAUGCGUCUGUCAACGAUCGAAAAAUGGUCUGAAUAUUCAUUAUUUCAAGCAUCCUCAAUUUGGUGCAGAAGAAAAUCAAAUUAGUGAUAUAAUUAACCAUGGAGUAUUUCUAUUCGAAAUUGUAACAAUAUCAUCAAAAUCCCAAACAAUAUCAAAACUGGCACAAAAAAUAAAUGAAUUUUAUGAUAAAUUGCAACAACGACCAGAUUAUAAUAAAGCCAUAUGUUGUGACAAACAUGAAACAAAAGUUUAUUUAUUUGGUUUAGCAGGAAUAGUUCCCGAAAUAAAAGAUCAAUUUGAAUCAAUCAAAGAUAAAUAUGAGCCAAAAUUACACAAAUUACAAUUAGAACAAAAUCAAGUGCGUAUCUUUACUUUUGAUGCAGUACAUACUUCCAAGAAUUAA
This is a messenger RNA of Didymodactylos carnosus, 2136 nucleotides long. The record is from the annotation of a GenBank genome assembly. NCBI's taxonomy places the organism in Eukaryota, Metazoa, Rotifera, Eurotatoria, Philodinida, Philodinidae.